AUGCCCACUCUUGUGGUUGACAACUUCAACAUUGUCUGUGCUACGCUGGGAGGAUUCAUCACACUCUUCGGUCUUGUGUCGUAUCUAUGCAAAGAGAAAUUCUACCUAUCCGAAGCACUAAUCUCCCUCGUCGCCGGACUCAUCUUCUCCCCCCACGCAACCAAUCUUGUCCGACCCGAAGAGUACGUCCUGGGUUCUCCUGGAGCCCUCAACACCGUCACUCUCUACUUCACUCGCCUUGUUCUUGGCGUGCAGCUCGUCCUUGCCGGCGUCCAGCUACCAUCCAAGUACCUCAAGAAAGAAUGGAAGAGCUUGGCAUUGCUUCUCGGCCCUGGCAUGGUUGCCAUGUGGGUCUGCACCAGCCUGCUGGUGUACGCUUUUGUCCCCCAUAUAAGCUUCGUUCAGGCCUUGGCUGUUGGCGCUUGUGUUACACCGACGGAUCCUGUGCUGUCGAACAGUAUUGUCAAGGGCAAGUUUGCGGAUAAGAAUAUCCCCAAGGACUUGCAGAGGAUCAUCAUUGCGGAAUCGGGAGCGAACGACGGGUUGGGAUAUCCGUUUCUGUUUCUGCCGCUGUUUUUGAUUCAGCAUGUUGGACAUGGGGGCUUGGGUGCUGAUAACAGUGCGGCGAAUGCUAUGGGGAAGUGGUUCGGUGAGACUUGGGGAUACACCAUCAUCCUCAGUGUCAUAUAUGGUGGUGUGGUGGGUUGGUUGGCGAAGGAGCUGCUGCACUGGGCGGAGGAGCGGAAGUACGUUGAUAGGGAGAGCUUUCUCGUGUUUGCCAUUACUUUAGCACUCUUCAUAGUGGGUACAAUGGGCAUGGUCGGCUCUGACGACGUCCUCGCCUGUUUCAUCGCCGGCAACACCUUCACCUGGGACGACUGGUUCCGCCUUGAAACCAUGGACGACUCCUUCCAACCCACCAUCGACAUGCUCCUCAACGUCUCCAUUUUCAUCUGGUUCGGCGCCGUUUGUCCCUGGUCUUCCUUCCUCAACUCCCACGUCAUGCCCCUCUACCGCCUCGUUCCACUCGGCAUACUGGUCAUCUUGCUCCGUCGCCCCCCCAUCAUCUGGGCCAUGCACAAGAAAAUCCACCAGAUUGAAGAGAUGCGGCAGGCGCUGUAUGUUGGAUUCUUUGGGCCCAUCGGCGUCUCGGCCAUUUUCUAUCUGUACGUGGCAGAGGAGUUCCUUGACGGGAUCAAGGUGGAUGGAGAGGUGAGGGCAGAUGCCGAGUAUCUGAAAGAAGUCCUGCAUGUGGUCAUCUGGUUCCUGGUCAUCUGCAGCAUCGUCAUCCACGGUCUCAGCAUCCCGCUAGCGAAAUUGGGCUUCUAUCUCCCGAGGACGAUUUCCGAGGCCAUAUCCAGAGAUAGAGACGAUGAGCCCGAUGUGCCGUUCCAUAUCAGGGAGCAUGACGGGUGGGCGGGACAGGGGCUGAGGAAUCGAUUUGGAGGCGCGAGUGGCGGAACCAGUACGCCGGCUUCGCGACGGGUGAGGCAGAUUGGGAGGUCUAUUAUUCGGGGCAAUGAGUCUACGCAGUCGAGUACGAGGAGAGAGGCUUUUGCGAUGGAGGAGAAUGUGACGAGCGGCAGAGACAGUGGGGGCAAGGAGAAUGGCAAGGCGAAGGAAGAGUUGGUGUCACCAGCCGUCCUUGAAUCGAAUGAUGGGCUGGUCGAUGGUGGCUCUGCAAAGGAGCCACAGUCCGCACAGCGGACGAUCCGUUUCCCGGAUGAGUCGCAUGAGAGCCUCGCUGCGGAGAGCAAGAGCGGCGGAAAGGGCGAGUCCGGCUAA
Messenger RNA from Westerdykella ornata, 1785 nucleotides. RefSeq lists its product as uncharacterized. The transcript has 4 exons. Lineage: Eukaryota; Fungi; Ascomycota; Dothideomycetes; Pleosporales; Sporormiaceae. Gene Ontology annotation, cellular component: plasma membrane. The coding region runs from base 1 to 1785 and encodes 594 amino acids. The record is from RefSeq and is a predicted model, not a curated record. Gene Ontology annotation, molecular function: sodium:proton antiporter activity. Gene Ontology annotation, biological process: sodium ion export across plasma membrane; proton export across plasma membrane; regulation of membrane potential.